Messenger RNA from Clupea harengus (Atlantic herring), 3175 nucleotides. RefSeq names its product phospholipase D family, member 7 (gene pld7). NCBI's taxonomy places the organism in Eukaryota, Metazoa, Chordata, Actinopteri, Clupeiformes, Clupeidae. Gene Ontology annotation, molecular function: catalytic activity. The record is from RefSeq and is a predicted model, not a curated record.
CUUUUCCGCCUCACUUUUUCCUGUAACGUUACAGUAUUUUCAUGGCCACGUAGCAGUGAUGAUGUUAACGUUAGUCAGUCACAUUUAGCUAGCUAAUGUUAUGUUUUGGCGCGAGUGUUUCUUUAUUUCCUAAAUUGUUGUAUAAGUUUUUAGUUACUUAAAACUAACGUCAGCAACUGAAAGGCAAUCGUACCUUGAAAUAUUAAAGAUGGAAUCAGAGAAAACAACGAAGCCUGAAAGCAUGCAAGCUACCUCUGAGGAGGAUGAAGAGGCACGCAAAGCAGUCAAACAGCAUGCUUCUCGGAUUCCAACUUUUCACAGCUCAGUAGCUCGUAAAAAGCCUGGUCAUAGUCUAGAAUCUCUUAGUUCAAGUCAAAUACGACAGGAGGCGUCAAGUUUGCCCAACCAGUCUAAAGACAAAGUAAGUCAUGGAGGAGAUAUGUCUAAAACCAAAUCCCUUAGUGGCAGAGAAACGGCUCUCCCUCUUCCCUCUGUCCGCCUCCCAGAAAUGAUCUCUGAUGCUUAUGCUUUUGGUGAUCAUGCUGACCCUGUAACCAGCUCUCCACAUGUCCCUGGACUUUCUACUAGCAGUGAAGACUCUCCUGAACAAGGAGUUUCAGAGCAGCUCCAACGACCCUCACUCAGGUCUGAUCCAGGGUCUACAGACCAACCUGAUUCUGUUCCACAGUCCACCUCUAAACCUCCAUGCUCAGAUCAAGAUGCCACAUCUGAAGAUACGCUGGAGUUGUCAGAUGUAGAUUUUGAAGAUCAAAAUGAAACACAAGGGACGUACAGCAUCUCUGAUGAAGAGAAUCACUUUACUUUGAAAGAGGAAAAUGAAUCCUUUGGUGAGGAAGAAUGCCCUGAAGAACAGUUGUCUCUGAACCAGACUGAAUGUCCCAUACAAGGGAAGGUAGAUCACGAGAACUUGAAUAUGGAAGAGAAAUGUACCACGGAGGGGGAGAAACUGAAGUUUGUUUCCUCAGAGUUAGUGAAGACUGAAGAACCACUGGUGGAACAUUCUUCACAAGAAGAUGCCAAAAGUGGGUUAGAUACAAAUACAAAAAUGUCAAAAGAUUCUAAAGCAGUUUCAAAGAAACUGUUGCAGUCUCCACAUGAGGACAGGGAAGAAGUGGAUGAAUCAAAUCUAUCUUCAUAUCAAAGCACUCAAAGUUCCUCGUCAUCAGCAAAGAGCUUUGCUCUCCUCUGUCUGCUCCCAACCACUCUCCUGCUCUUGGGUGGCCUUGGUCAGCAUAUUUGGCUCUACGGCAUUCCUAAAUCUACGUCGCACUUACUGGCUCAACUGGAAUUACACUGGCUAGAGGGGUUCUGGAUGCCUCAAGAGUACUGCUCUACAGAUUGCCGCUUCAGCUUGGUUGAGAGUAUUCCUGAAGGGUUAAUAUAUCCACCUGGAUCACCACUUUUACCAAGCAUCUCACAAACAUGGAAGGAUGUACUGGACAAGGCAAACAAAUCUGUCGAUAUUGCAGCUUUCUACCUCACCCUUAGAGAUAAUGGCAUGGGUCUUACAGAGCCCAGUGCUAAUGAGGGGAGACAGGUGUUCGCAAAGCUGAUGCAACUGGAGCCGAAAGGAGUGAAACUCCGCUUGGCUGUGAACAGUCCACAGUCAUAUCCGAUGGACACGGAGGAGCUAUCCUCUGCAGGUGCAGAAGUGCGACCUGUUGACCUCCAGUCUGUGACGGGAGGCAUCAUCCACACUAAGCUGUGGGUAGUGGACAAGAAGCAUCUCUACAUUGGAAGUGCAAAUAUGGACUGGCGGGCUCUCACCCAGGUGAAGGAAGUGGGAGUGUUGGUGGAGAACUGCAGCUGUUUGGCACAGGAUGCGGCACGGAUAUUCGGGAUCUACUGGGAUAUAGGUGAUCGGAAAAAGGGUUCUCUUCCACCACACUGGCCUGGACGGUUCUCUGCCUUGUUCAGUGCCAAUCAUCCCCUUGUUGUUAAUGUCAACGGUGUCCCUGCACGUAUAUAUCUGUCUAGUGCCCCUGCUCCAUUGUCAGCUCAAGGUCGCUCUGAUGAUCUCACAACCAUUCUUUCUGUGAUUGCUGAUGCCAGGAAAUUUGUCUACAUAUCUGUAAUGGACUAUCUUCCACUAUCACAGUACUCCGAUCCAGUGAGGUUCUGGCCUCCAAUAGACACAGCCAUACGAGAAGCAGCGUGCGCUAGAGGAGUGGAGGUGAAUAUUUUGGUUAGUUGUUGGAACCACUCUCCCCGAUCCAUGUUCAUCUUCCUGGAGUCUCUGAGUGUCCUACGUCAACCUCCUCUGCAGUGUAGAAUCGCGGUGAGAGUUUUUCAAGUGCCAUCUACAACCGCACAACAGGAGAUCCCCUUUGCUCGAGUCAACCACGCUAAAUACAUGGUGACAGAUCGUGUUGUCUACAUAGGAACUUCUAAUUGGUCAGAGGGCUAUUUUACCCAGACAGCAGGUGUUGGCCUGGUGGUUAAUCAGACCGGCUCUGAGGCCAGUCAGGAACAGAAGACCGUACAAAGUGAGCUGCAGGGGAUUUUUGAGAGAGACUGGAAGUCCACCUUUGCUGGCAAUCUUUCACCUGAACAUGUUGAACAGUGUGGAAGACAUAAGGCAUAGAAAGGAAUGAUGGAAGUUGUCCAUUCAUAAGUUUACAAAAUGUUUUGGGUAAAUUCACUUCCUUUAAUAUUGAUUGUAUCAUGCAAGCCUUUAAUUUAACCAGUUCAAUACCCAGAGAUACAUACCCAAGCAUUUCUGCCGCUGACCUGAAGAUGCUAGUUUGUUCUACCUGGAUUGUAUGUAUUUGCUUGUUUUGCUUUCUUAUGAUGCAUGUUUUUUUUGUGUGUGUGUGUUCUUGUCCUUUUUUGCAUUUGUUUACCACUCAGAAUAAUUUCUUUUCUUUUAGAAAGAUAAUAAAAUAUCUAAUUCUUUGAGCACAUGCAAACAAUUUAUGAUUGGCUCUGGUAAAUGCCAGAAUUUGUAUAUAAUGUUGUCAAUCGCCCUUUGUGUAGAUACAUAUUUUGACAUGAUAUUUUGUUUAUGUAAACUUGUCAAAAUAAUACUGUGGAGUAAAUAUGAACACAUGUCACGUCCCCAUCCAAAAAUGGACAAAGUACUUGAACUGGCCUGUGAUUGAAACUUAAAUUUGUGAUUGAAAUGGUUUUCAGUAAAUGUUUGCUUUAUUUUUAA